This is a messenger RNA of Tachyglossus aculeatus (Australian echidna), 1673 nucleotides long. RefSeq names its product glutaryl-CoA dehydrogenase (gene GCDH). Gene Ontology annotation, molecular function: glutaryl-CoA dehydrogenase activity; flavin adenine dinucleotide binding; fatty-acyl-CoA binding. The transcript has 12 exons. NCBI's taxonomy places the organism in Eukaryota, Metazoa, Chordata, Mammalia, Monotremata, Tachyglossidae. Gene Ontology annotation, cellular component: mitochondrial inner membrane. The coding region runs from base 81 to 1409 and encodes 442 amino acids. Gene Ontology annotation, biological process: fatty-acyl-CoA biosynthetic process; fatty acid beta-oxidation using acyl-CoA dehydrogenase. The record is from RefSeq and is a predicted model, not a curated record.
CCGUGGCCUUUGUCCGGUGGCUUGGCCCGGACCCCCUGCGAUUUUCUCCCCUCCAAGCGGGACCCCAGACAGUUGCCCUGAUGGCUCUGAGGAGCAUCAGCAUGCAGUUCCUGAGCUGCCGCUGCCGCCACAACCCUCUGUUGAAUGCUUUGCGGGCCCAGGGCACCGUGGCUGCCCCAAAAGAAAAGGAAGGGAAGAAUGAACAGAAAUCAACCAAAUCACCGAAAACCCAGUUUGACUGGCGGGAUUCCUUGCUGCUGGAGGAGCAGCUGACUCAGGACGAGAUCAUGAUCCGGGAUUCCUUCCGCACAUACUGCCAGGAGAAGCUGAUGCCACGUAUCCUCAUGGCCAACCGAAAUGAAGUGUUUCAUCGCGAGAUGGUCACAGAGAUGGGAGAGCUGGGAGUCUUGGGCCCCACAAUCAAAGGUUAUGGCUGUGCCGGGACCUCAUCGGUCGCGUAUGGACUAUUGACUCGGGAAUUGGAACGAGUGGACAGUGGCUUUCGGUCAGUUAUGAGUGUCCAGUCAUCCCUGGUAAUGCACCCAAUCCAUGCCUAUGGGACGGAAGAACAAAAGCAGAAAUAUCUGCCCCGACUUGCAACGGGGGAGCUGCUGGGUUGUUUCGGCCUGACCGAGCCCAACCACGGGAGCGAUCCAGGCAGCAUGGAGACCAGGGCCCGACACAACUCGGCGAACAAGACCUUCACAUUAAAUGGCUCAAAAACCUGGAUUACCAACGCACCUGUGGCCGACCUCUUUGUUGUCUGGGCCAAGUGUGAAGACGGGAAAGUACGAGGAUUCCUGCUAGAAAAGGGAAUGAAAGGUCUCUCCGCUCCGAAAAUUGAAGGCAAAUUUGCCCUGCGAGCCUCCGUCACAGGCAUGAUCCUGAUGGAAGAUGUGGAAGUUCCCGAAGAGAACUUGCUCCCCAGUGUGUCUGGACUCGCUGGUCCCUUUGGUUGCCUCAACACCGCUCGAUUUGGUAUUGCUUGGGGUGCCCUCGGAGCGGCAGAAUUCUGCUUGCACACCGCCAGACAGUAUGCUUUGGACAGGAUUCAAUUUGGAGUCCCGUUAGCCAGAAACCAGCUAAUACAGAAGAAACUGGCAGACAUGCUCACUGAAAUCACCAUUGGACUGCAAGCCUGUCUCCAACUAGGGCGUCUGAAGGAUAAAGACAAAGCCACUCCUGAAAUGGUCUCCAUGCUGAAGCGGAACAACUGUGGCAAAGCUUUGGAAAUAGCCCGCCAAGCCCGUGACAUGCUGGGAGGAAAUGGGAUUUCCGAUGAGUACCACGUGAUUCGUCAUGCCAUGAACUUGGAGGCUGUGAACACCUAUGAAGGUACUCAUGAUAUUCACGCUCUGAUCCUUGGAAGGGCUAUCACAGGACUUCAGGCUUUUACAGUUGGGAAAUAAAUGCAUUCCACCAAGAAGUUGGUGCCCAAACCCCACGACAAUAUUUUGAAACCACUUUAGUUUCACUUUGGCAGGAUCAUCAGUUAUUGCAGUGUCUUUUAGGAAAACUUGGAAACUCUUCUCUUUUUAAAAAUUUUUGCCAGCCAAACUUUUUUGUUAGAGGAAGGUAUUACUCCAUGCCAAAAAUUGGGAAAAUGAUUUCUACAAUUCUAACCUCCCUUGCUCAAAAGUUAUUAUUCAUUUAUACCAUUAAAACUCCCAAAA